AUGUCACACCCAACAUUCCUCUCCCUCCCCCGCGAAAUCCGUGACGAAAUAUUCAGCUACCUCCUCAUCUGCCAUCGUUCUCCCCGUCUAAACAACAAUCAUCCAAAUGCAAUACGCUCUUUCGAUCAUCUACCAUCAAACUUACCUGCUUCUUAUAAAAUCAGAUGUAGACAUCUAAGUUUGUUCAGGGUUAGCAAGCAGAUCCACAGGGAAGCUGCGGAGGUAUUUUAUAAACGAAAUAUUUGGCCGAUAAGGAUGGUUAUUGCGAGGGAGAGUGCGGAGUCGCCGGAUUGUAGGUUUAGAUUGCAUAUUACUUAUGAGGCUCCGUGGGAGGAGGUGGCGUAUGGGGUUGGUGAUGGUGAGGGUACCGGCAAGUUUUAUGAUCUAGAAAGGUUUUAUAAUCGAAACGGUUCGGGGGAGUUGGAAGACAAAGAGGCGAUUCUGUACAGAAAACCGGAUUUGUAUCCCACACCGCGGUAUAGGAGUUUUCUGCGGAAAGUACGGGUGGAAGUUAUCGAUUUCAGGUUUCAUGAAUCAGUCGGAGAACCCGCUAUAAAGAACCCCCAUGAGGAUUUUAUAUUAUCCCCGUUUUUGGGAAAGUUGAGGGCAUUGUUGGAACCAGCUGGUGAAGAUGUUGUGAUGAAUAUCAAAUUUAUGAGGGAUUGGAGGUCCGGACUGAGGUCUACGGGGGAGUCAAAUGGUGGUGGUGGUGUUAUUUCUUUAGAUACCGUUAGGCCAUUGACGAAAGGUGCUUGGAAGUGUUAUAUCCAUGCAGAUAUCGAUCAGAAUGGCGACGGGAGGGUGUUUAGAUGUCGAGCUGCGGGGAAUCGUGAUGAGAAUGGCAUGGUUGAAGGAGGAAGUGAGCCGGCCGAGUCCGAGGAGGUUUCUGUUGUAGGUGAUUGCUAUUAUGCGAUUGUCGAUGGGAAGGUUAAGUUAGUAAGAAAUGGGAUGAGAUAUACUUGCUGUUAUGGAUGUGAGAGGAGAGAUCUUGAGAGGAGGAGACUCGAAUUGUUAAAGAACGAGCCCAAGAGAAUUCGAUUUGGUUAG
Messenger RNA from Orbilia oligospora ATCC 24927, 1047 nucleotides. RefSeq lists its product as uncharacterized. Lineage: Eukaryota; Fungi; Ascomycota; Orbiliomycetes; Orbiliales; Orbiliaceae. The coding region runs from base 1 to 1047 and encodes 348 amino acids. The record is from RefSeq and is a predicted model, not a curated record. The transcript has 2 exons.